Thlaspi arvense is the source of this 372-nucleotide messenger RNA. The record is from the annotation of a GenBank genome assembly. Lineage: Eukaryota; Viridiplantae; Streptophyta; Magnoliopsida; Brassicales; Brassicaceae.
AUGCUUAAUUCAACAAGAAACAAUUCACUUAAAAUGGCUUCAAUGGAGCAGAGAAAAGCGUAUGAGAAUGAAGCAUUGAUCAAAAUACUUCAAUUGGAAAAACAGCUGGAUGCAAAGCAAAAAUUGGAAAUGGAAAUUGAAGAGCUCAAGGGAAAACUGCUAGUGAUGAAGCAUUUGGGAGAUGAGGAUGAUGCUGCUGUGCAGAACAAGAUAAAGGAGAUGAAUGAGGAACUAGACCAGAAUAUUGAUGAGAUGAAGGAUUUGGAAGAUUUAAAUCAGGCGCUGAUUAUAAAAGAGCGUCAAAGUAAUGAUGAGCUGCAAGAAGCUCGUAAAGAAUUGAUUGCGAAAGGGGGUGGGGGGAAGAGGGAAUGA